This is a messenger RNA of Dioscorea cayenensis subsp. rotundata (Guinea yam), 1328 nucleotides long. RefSeq names its product DNA repair protein RAD51 homolog. The coding region runs from base 70 to 1098 and encodes 342 amino acids. Gene Ontology annotation, biological process: DNA strand invasion; DNA recombinase assembly; mitotic recombination-dependent replication fork processing. The transcript has 9 exons. Gene Ontology annotation, cellular component: condensed nuclear chromosome. NCBI's taxonomy places the organism in Eukaryota, Viridiplantae, Streptophyta, Magnoliopsida, Dioscoreales, Dioscoreaceae. Gene Ontology annotation, molecular function: DNA strand exchange activity; single-stranded DNA binding; ATP binding. The record is from RefSeq and is a predicted model, not a curated record.
CUCAUUCUAUCACUUAAAACUUCAAACCUUCGCGUCAUCUCUCUCUCUCUCGUCGGAGCUUGGGUAGCCAUGGCGGCGCAGCAGCAGAAGCACCAGAAGAUGGUUGAGGAUCAGGAAAACGUUGAUGGCAUGCAGCAUGGGCCAUUCCCUGUGGAGCAGCUUCAGGCUUCUGGUAUAGCUGCUGUUGAUGUGAAGAAACUCAAAGAUGCUGGUCUCUGCACUGUGGAAUCUGUUGCCUACUCACCAAGAAAAGAUUUAUUGCAAAUUAAAGGAAUUAGUGAAGCAAAAGUUGAUAAGAUCAUUGAAGCAGCGUCAAAGCUUGUCCCUUUGGGCUUUACCAGUGCAAGCCAACUUCAUGCACAGAGGCUUGAAAUCAUCCAAAUCACUUCUGGAUCAAAAGAACUUGAUAAGAUUCUCGAGGGAGGGAUCGAAACUGGAUCCAUUACUGAGAUAUAUGGUGAGUUCCGUUCUGGAAAGACUCAACUAUGCCACACUCUUUGUGUCACGUGUCAACUUCCUCUGGAUCAAGGAGGUGGUGAAGGAAAAGCUAUGUAUAUUGAUGCGGAAGGUACUUUCAGACCACAAAGACUUCUGCAGAUAGCAGAGAGGUAUGGUUUGAAUGGUGAAGAUGUUCUAGAGAAUGUGGCAUAUGCUAGGGCAUAUAACACUGAUCAUCAAUCGAGGCUUCUGUUGGAAGCAGCGUCUAUGAUGGUCGAGACCAGGUUUGCUCUUAUGAUAGUAGAUAGUGCUACAGCUCUCUACAGGACAGAUUUCUCUGGGAGGGGAGAAUUGUCAGCCAGGCAAAUGCAUCUUGCAAAGUUUUUGAGGAGCCUUCAAAAGAUGGCAGAUGAGUUCGGGGUUGCUGUAGUGAUCACCAAUCAAGUUGUUGCACAAGUCGAUGGGUCUGCAAUCUUUGCCGGCCCACAAAUCAAACCGAUCGGUGGAAACAUCAUGGCACAUGCUUCUACCACAAGGCUCGCAUUGCGCAAAGGAAGGGGUGAGGAGCGUAUCUGUAAAGUAAUAAGCUCUCCGUGUCUCGCGGAAGCUGAAGCACGGUUUCAGAUUUCACCUGAAGGUGUUACUGAUGUAAAGGAUUGACUCAAAACAUUCAUCACCAACCAAUGUCCAGACAUACUCUUCAAUAUCGCUUGUCUGAAUAUCUAUAACGAUUAUCGACUCCAUGACAUGGAGGACGACGAUGAAUAUCUAUGCAUACAAACCUGUGAAUUUUGUAUCUCUCAAUGUAUCUAAUCUGCCUGAGAAAAACAUAUUCAGAAUCUUUUCUAAGAUAUUCCUUGGCUUACAUUUUAAAUGUUCAAAUUUGUUUA